Aspergillus homomorphus CBS 101889 is the source of this 2008-nucleotide messenger RNA. Its product is annotated as mitochondrial 37S ribosomal protein uS4m. Gene Ontology annotation, biological process: positive regulation of translational fidelity. The transcript has 3 exons. The record is from RefSeq and is a predicted model, not a curated record. Gene Ontology annotation, cellular component: mitochondrial small ribosomal subunit. NCBI's taxonomy places the organism in Eukaryota, Fungi, Ascomycota, Eurotiomycetes, Eurotiales, Aspergillaceae. Gene Ontology annotation, molecular function: structural constituent of ribosome; rRNA binding. The coding region runs from base 291 to 1709 and encodes 472 amino acids.
GACAAAGAGCGGCGGGCAAGACGGCAUUAUAUACCCAUGAUGGGGGCGGUGAGUUUACGCUAGCCACAAGCGAGAUUGUGACUGGCCAAUCAUCACUGUUCUCCGUCUCUCCAACAUGCCUGCCUUACUCCCAAGGCCGCAAGAUUGAAGUCAUGUGCUACGCGAGUCACGUGCACUACCGGCCGCGAAGUUUUGGCCGCCGGCGAUAGUCACGGAAGAAAGACAGCAGCAAGCUGAACAGGAGCAGCCAAACUCACAACCCCAAUCCUCGUCCCCAGCUCGCCGCCAUCAUGAGGAACAGGGCGACUACCUCGUUGAAUAAACCGAAAAUCCGGCAAUCAUGGAGUAAAUAUAACCUGUACAACCUCAGUCGCAUACGCCCCCCCCAUUUCGGCCAGCGUACCUUCUUCCAGCAAAAAUGGGCGUCGAAAUCCAUGGCCCGUGACUAUCACGGUGAACAGGUUCCCGAGAAGAAAUGGCAACGCAUGUUCUCCCCCCGCAUGCGCAGCGUCGUCCCUAUGAGCUCCUUCGAAAUGGCCAAGGAUGACGGUUCUUCCCAGUCGGCCGGACGUGGAUCUGGCCUGGACAAAAAGCCGGGUGCCCCUGAUACCUUAGAGAAAUUCAUCCGGUCCAGGAGAGUGCCGUACACUCAGAUGACGUUCGCCCCGUUGGAGCGUCGGCUUGAUACGGCUAUCUUCCGCGCCAUGUUUGCGAGCAGCGCGAGACAGGCCCGGCAGUUCGUGGUGCAUGGUGCGGUCACAGUCAAUGGCAAGCCGAUGAGAUACCCCGGCUACCUGCUCAAUCCUGGCGACAUGUUCCAGGUCGAGCCCGAACGCGUCAUGUAUGCUACCGGCGCCCCCAAGGAUCGGAACGAGCGACGACAGACCCGUGCGGCCCGGAAGGAGAAGGCAGCUGCCAAGGAGGCCGAGGAGGCUGCGGAGGAGGCUGCAUCUACUGAGGAGGCAAAGGACGAGACUAAGGGCGAGGCCAAGGAGGAGGCUGCGGUGGAAACAGAGUCCCCCCGCGAAACCCUCACGGCUCUCCUGGCUCAGGCCAAGAACAUCAUGUCUAGAAGCAAGGACGUGCUCCCUGCCAAGCGCAAACAGGAGCUGCGUGGGUUUCAAAAGGCCGUCCGUCGAAUCCUGUCUCGCUCUGGAAGCAGCACUGUUCUCACCACCAAUCUCGAGGAGCAGUUCGCUGAGCUGACCACACUUCUCAAGGCCAAGCGCGCUGAAAAGCCGUCCGACAGUAAAGCGAAGGAGGAGAACGGGGAGAACUCCGAGGAGGCUACGGCAGAGAAGCCUUCCACCGAGAACUCUGCGUCCGAAGAUGUUGCCGGGAAGGCACCCGAGAACAGCCCCAUCACUACGCAGCUAGCUGAGGCAUUCCGUCAAGCCACCCAGAACCCGGAACAAGAUGUGGACGCAUCAGAACUCACAGACCACGAAUUCGAGGUGCUGCGCCGGGCGCUCAUUCAGAUGCGCGAUAACCCGAUUGACAGCACCAAGCCCUACGCCACACCCUGGCGGCCGCGUGAGUACAUGAGCGCAUUCGCUAUGAUCCCGCGAUACCUGGAAGUCAAUCACAACAUCUGCGCCGCUGUGUACUUGCGACACCCGGUGGCUCGUCCUGGAUGGACCGAGGUACCAUCGCCAUUCGGAGAAGCUACGCACACUCCGGCGUUUUUGUGGUACUUAAGACGGCGGUAGUUGGGAUUCCUCGUUGGGGGUUUAAUCAUCUGUAUUCUCUCUUCUCUGAUUCUCUGUUUCUGCGGGCUUGUUCCACAGUCUUUAUGUAUUACUGGGUGUCUGAUGUGUUUUUUUUUUCUUUUAUACUUUGAUUUUAUUUUGAUCUGCAUCGUUCGGUGCUAAGCUGUAUUUUUUAUGAUUUGUUGUUUCCCUUAAGCCUACACAGGGGGGGGAGGGCAAAAGUCAUGUCGCAACGGUGUUGGAGCUAGAGGAGCCCACUGUACAUCAUCAAUACAUUCGAAUAUACUAUUGAUCCAUCC